AUGGAAGCCGGCGACGACCAGGCGCCCCUCCCUCCCUCUGUGGAGAGACAGCGCAACAUCCAGGUCGACAAUGCCAUCCGCGCUAUCAAGGAGAAGAAGCCGCUCCCGGAGAUCGACUUUAGCAUCCACACCAUGGAGGAUGGCACGCAAGUCAGCACGAUGGAACGGGUCUGCAAAGAUGUCCAGGCGCCCGCUACAUUCAAGCCCACCGACGAGCAGUUCUUCCACGACGAAACUCGUACCAAGCCUGACAUCGCCUUCCUGAAGCAGCACUUCUACCGCGAGGGCCGGCUGACGGACGAACAAGCCUUAUGGAUUAUCAAGACGGGCACCGAGCUCUUGCGGAGCGAACCUAACCUGCUCGAGAUGGAUGCCCCGAUAACUGUGUGUGGCGAUGUCCACGGUCAAUACUACGACUUGAUGAAGCUUUUCGAAGUUGGUGGGGACCCGGCCGAAACUAGAUAUCUCUUCCUCGGCGACUAUGUUGAUCGAGGCUAUUUUAGCAUUGAAUGCGUGCUAUACCUGUGGUCGCUCAAGAUUCACUACCCGAAGACGCUCUGGCUCCUGCGUGGGAACCACGAGUGCCGUCAUCUUACCGACUACUUCACGUUUAAGCUCGAAUGCAAGCACAAGUACUCUGAGGCUAUCUACGAAGCAUGCAUGGAAUCGUUCUGCUCCCUCCCGCUCGCUGCUGUCAUGAACAAGCAAUUCCUCUGCAUCCACGGGGGGCUGAGCCCCGAGCUACACACGCUGGAUGACCUGAAAAAUAUUGACCGGUUCCGGGAGCCACCAACUCAAGGUUUGAUGUGCGACAUCCUCUGGGCCGAUCCUCUGGAAGAUUUCGGCCAGGAGAAAACCAAUGAGUACUUCAUGCAUAACCACGUGCGCGGUUGCUCAUAUUUUUUCUCCUAUCCCGCAGCGUGCGCGUUUCUAGAGAAAAAUAACCUCCUCUCCAUCAUCCGAGCCCACGAGGCGCAAGAUGCUGGAUACCGGAUGUACCGCAAGACGAGGACUACAGGCUUCCCGAGCGUCAUGACCAUCUUCUCUGCACCUAACUACCUCGACGUCUAUAACAACAAGGCGGCGGUGCUCAAGUACGAGAAUAACGUGAUGAACAUCAGGCAGUUCAACUGCACGCCGCACCCGUACUGGCUUCCCAACUUUAUGGACGUCUUCACCUGGUCGUUGCCUUUCGUAGGCGAGAAGAUUACUGAUAUGCUGAUCGCCAUAUUGAGCACCUGCUCCGAGGAGGAGCUCAAGGAGGAAACGCCCAUGUCUGCAUCGCCAGGUCCACAGUCGCCUCCGCUCACCGGACCCUUCGCGGAUCCGGAGUCGAUCGAGUAUAAGCGACGAGCUAUCAAGAACAAGAUCUUGGCCAUCGGCAGGCUGUCGAGAGUAUUCCAGGUACUGCGAGAGGAGUCGGAGAAGGUCACGGAGCUCAAGACUGUUUCCGGCGGACGGCUACCGGCAGGAACUCUAAUGCUGGGAGCCGAGGGAAUCAAGAACGCUAUCACGACGUUCGAGGAUGCCAGGAAAGUCGACAUACAAAACGAAAGACUGCCGCCAAGUCACGAAGAAGUGGUGAGAGUACAGGAGGAAGAACGACAGCAGGCGCUGGAGCGAGCCUCUCGGGAGGCCGAUAACGAUAAGAAGCUACAGACUCUAUCUAGGAGGCUCAGCACGUGA
Molecule: messenger RNA, 1686 nt
Organism: Durotheca rogersii
Lineage: Eukaryota; Fungi; Ascomycota; Sordariomycetes; Xylariales; Xylariaceae
Product: Serine/threonine-protein phosphatase 2B catalytic subunit
Exons: 3
Coding region: 1-1686 (561 amino acids)
Biological process (GO): calcineurin-mediated signaling; fungal-type cell wall organization
Cellular component (GO): calcineurin complex; cytoplasm
Molecular function (GO): calmodulin binding; calmodulin-dependent protein phosphatase activity
Source: RefSeq, a predicted model, not a curated record